CAGCUAUUUGUUAAACUAAGUCUCAUGCUUUUUAAAGGAAUUAAACAUAAAUUUUUAAACUGUUAAAGGUAACACUGAAAUUUGAUCAAUGCUUUGACUGAGAAAACUGCAAGCUGUUCAAAACAUUUAAGUAUUUUCAACUUUUUUUACGGUGGCUCUCAGAAUACAUUUUUGCUGAAAGUUUAAAAAAAAAAGAAGUCCUCUUUCUAAUAAUUCUAUUAACUGAAAAGUUCAUUUUUAAAUAAUAAGAGAUUAAUAAAUAUUUAUCAUUAUUAGGCUUAAGUAGUAAAAGUUGACCUACUCCUAUACUAUUUAGUAGAUUAUAACUUAACUUGUUAUUGAGAAAUCAACAUUCAUUACAUUUUCUGUGUAUAUAUUAAAAAAGAAAGUUAACUCUAGGAACAAUCCAAGAAUAAACAAAAGGGAGAGAAACCUACAUAGAAGCUCAUAGUGGCACGCCGAACCAAUAUUAGACCAAUAGUACAUUAUGAUUAUUAUACUAUACAUAUAUAUAUAUAUAAUAUAAUAGGCCGGUAAAUUCAGAGAAAGCGGCCCGAGUCUAUAUCCAUGGCCGUCAUCUUGGUUGCCUUGACCCGCGCACUUUUACGUGUUCACGGGUCGAGGCAACCAAGAUUGCGGCCAUGGAAAAAUAAAAUAACUCAUGUUUGCUAAAAUUAGGAAGAAAACGUUAAAAAUUUAUGAAAAAAAUGUGUUAAAUCUAUCCCUAUGCCUAACCCGAACCCUAAAUCACUAAACCUAUCCCUAUGCCUAACCCGAACCCUAAAUCACUAAAUCUAUCACUAUGCCUAACCCGAACGCUAAAUCACUAAAUCUAUCCCUAUGCCUAACCCAAACGCUAAAUCACUAAAUCUAUCCCUAUGCCUAACCCGAACCCUAAUCAAAAUCGAUCCCUAAAUCCUACGCCUAAAGCCACUAGUAAAAGCACGUGGAAUUUACGUAAUGUGGCAAGAAAACGAUAAAAAUUAACAAAAAAAUGCCCAAAAUAAUUAUAACAUAUAGAAAUGAUGAAAAUCCAACUUACAGUUUCAUGAAAUACACACCCCACAGGCACCCCAAAGAUAUCAAAUAUGGCGCAACCGAAUAAAAAUUAUAAUGAGCCAACCAAUGAAAAUUUUAAAAUUAUAAUUAAUCAACCAAUAAAAUUUUAAUUCCGAAAAUGUAUCUCUUUUUUAAAAAAAAAUACACAAAAAUAAUGGGAGUGAAUCCAAAAUAAAGUCGUCGUGGGCCGCUAAAUCUGAAAUAGCUAAUAGGCCUAUAUGACUAUGACUAUAUGUUUGGUCUUGGACUUGGUACGCUCUCCGGGUUCCCUCUUUUUCUUGUGUUUUUGCAAUACUUUUUUUUGUACACAGCCGCCAUUUUUGUUGCCAUGAUGUUUCCUGUCAUGGCAACAAAUAUGACUGCUUUGUCAAAAAGGUAGUACACAAAGUUGAGGGCCAAAAUUGGGAGGUCAAAGGAAGAGAUUGUGUUUUUUGCUAAAAACCUUCAAACCUAAAAUCUAUCACUCUACCUAACCUGAACGCUAAAUUGCCUGAACAAAAAAAUCAGUGUCUCUAAUUGAAGCAUAAGUCUUCAAACCUAAAAUCUAUCAGUAGGUCUAGACUCUAGAUCUAACCUGAACUUAAAACCAGGUGUUCAAAUUCAUAUGCUACAGUUACACAUUGUAGUGAGAAAAUUGUAAAUUUAAUAAAAAGAUUUUAAAAUUUAUUUUAAAUAUAAAAUAUAAUGAAAACACAACUUACAAUUUCAUCGAAUACACUUUUACACACUUUAUUACAGGCUCCACUGAAAAUAAAAUUCAAAACAUGUCAGAAAAGUCAAAAUCUAUUUUUCAAAUUGAUCAGAUGAUCACAACACACAGGCAUAUUAACAUCACUUUUAAAUAUUAUAAUUCACCAAGCUAUGAAAUAUUAAUUUAAGAAAGCCAUUAAUAAAAACAUUCCAUCAGUGUAUUAAUAUAAAAAGAAUAGAAUAGUUAAAUCUAGUAAAUAUCCAUGACUAAACAAAGGGGAGUUGCCUCUUCCACAGAAACUCAUGGGGACCUGUAAAUUAUAAGUUGACCAUGGUUUUCUUCCACUGUCAUAAAAAAAAAAGACUAAACAAAAGUAUUAAAAACAGGGACAUGGUCUGUAUAAGUUUGAAAAGAAAAUUAGCUUGAAAGAAAGUAAACAUAAAUAUGCAAUAUAGGAAGUAAAAAAAGUCUAAAAAUUAUGGGAAGGUUGAGGAGGUUAUUUGCAAGUGACAAUUGUCAAGAUAUUUUAUGUGCCAUAAAAUAUUUUUAAAAGUGAUUUUAAAAAGUUAAUCAGAAUAAAAAGACAUUGUGAAUGAAUGACACUUCUUUUAAUACUUUUAUUUUAAUAUUAAUUAAUAUCAGUCAGAACUUUCCUCAAGUUGCAAUAAAACAUUGAAGGUUUACACAAAGCCAUCAAAACAACAACCAUCAACUUUCUUCAAUUAGUCCAUUAACUGCACAUGAUAGAGAGCACUGACACAUAUAGUUAUAGUGUUUAUCACAUCAUAAAAGGCAUCACUUUAAGCAAGUUGUGCCAGACUUUCUUUGUGAACAUCCAUCCAUCCCUGUGGCGCUGCAGCCCAUAUGAUGUAGUGCUUUGGCCUGCCUCACCACUUCCUUCCACUCUUUGUGAACAAUGCAGUGAAAUGCUGUUACAACACUACUUUAGUCAUCACAAGCCAAUUCUUUAAAAAAAAAGUAACAACCUGUAUAAAAAAAAUAAAAAAUAAAUAAUUCAAAUCAUAAAUGUUUUAAAUAAUUGAUAGACAGCAAAACAGCAAAACUGAAAUUGAAUUUAUAAAAAUUAAGGUGGUUUCACUCAUUAUGGUAAAAGCUUCAUUAAAAAAUAUCUACAAAAUCAAUUCGUGAAAAUGAAAGCUUUAGACUUUAUAUGACCACACUUUGUUUUGUCCAAUGGCAAGAAGUAUUAAAAUUUGGGUAGGUUUGGGGAAAUGCUAUUGUUCUUGACUCCUUCUUAUGAUUAAAGUACUGAAAACAUGGCAAAAAAUGACUGUGAUUUAAUUAUUAUAAUAUUAUGGUUUUCUAAAAACUUAAUUUUGCAGUUUUCUGAUAUGCAUUUUUUUCAGCUGUUCUAAUUUAUUUCUAUGCAGAUUUCACCGAAGUGAAAACCAGGAGUGACUUUCAGGACCAAAUGUUCACUGCAAAACUGUAUGUGCUAUAAACAUCAUUUUGGUGCACAAUUUAUAUCUGUGUAAUUAGAAUCAAAAACUUUCCACUAAAUGGAAAAAUAAGUAAUUGUAAUUUUAAAAAUAAUUAGGCAUGAGUUUUUUUUUAUUUAAGUCACUAUAAAUUGUGUCACAAAGUCUGGUCAAAACCGUUAUUUCUUUUUGCCAUAAAAUGACAUUUUGAAUGAAUGAUUAUGAAUGAUACUUUCUAUAUUUAAUAUUAAUUAAUAUCAAUAUUUUUUUGUUAAUAUGACGAAGAAACACAAAUUAAUUAUACAUCAUUUUAUUGAUUAAAGCAAAUUUAUUAUCUAAGGUUUUUUCUCUUUUACUUUUAACUUCAAUCCAAAGAAUUUUUUCGUACGUUAUAUAGGAUGUAAUCCUAGAAAAUUAGUUUUGUAAGAUGCAGUAUCCCAGCACCCUUUGAUGCAUAUAAAUAUCUUAUUUCUCUGCAGAAAUAAAAUGGACAGUGACCUGCUGACUGAAGUAUCAUCAGCUCUAAUGAGUAAUAGUGCAGAUGAGUCAUCAGAUGUGGUAGGCUUGCAUGUACUUAGCACUGAUUAUGGUCAUGGAACAGAAAGUAUGAUGGGAGAGCUGUCAUCCGACGAUUGCACCAGAAAUGUCAUUUCCAUUCCCACACUAGCAGCAGGAAUCCAAAGUUCCAUUAUUGAAAAGGACGGAGAGAUAACUCUUAACUCUGCCUUUAUACCUGAAAAUGCUGUUUUGAUGGAAACGCCAAGAGGGUAAUUUUUACAUUAAAAUAAUAAGUCAUUUGUUCAUGAUAUUAAACUUUGUAUUUGGUCAUUCAUUUUCAAAAUUCUUAUUUGGAUAGAUUGAUGUUGACGGUGCCUGAAAGCAUGGCUGGAAUAUCUUAUUGUGAUGAUUCAUCACCAAGUGAUUCAUCCAGGCAAUUACUGUCAUGCAUUCCAGGUCAGUUGAAACAAAAAAAAUCCCCCGUACUCAAAGCAACAGACCAUGGCAUAACUUUUCUAAGCACAUUUCUAAGUUCCCCUGACUGUUUUGCAAAUUGAAUCGAUUGAUUAGUGCCUGAAAAUUCUCCAGGAAACUAGGUAUUGUUAACAGGAAUCCCCAUCCCUUUUCAUUGUGAUCUGAGAGUGGAAGGGUAUGUACCUGAAGCCUUUGAAAGAGUUUUUCUGAAUUAUUGAAGUUCAGCCAUGAUAGUUUCAAUGGCUAUAUCUUGAUAUGGCUUUACUACUAAUCCAAAAAAAGACUUGUGAUAGUUCUUUUAGAGUAAGACAAAUUUUAAAGAUGUUAUUAGGUGUUAUAAAUAAUGUACUAUAUUUGCAACAUUUUAGGAAUUGUCCACAAUUGUGCUAUGAAAUCAAGAAAAUUCUAUAGUUUGGUAUGGCGUUGAAAGGAAAUACUUGCCGGUAUUCAAAACAUUACCAUAUACUGCACACCAUUUUUCUUAGUGAGGGACUUACAGAAAUGAAUGAUUAUAAUAAAAUGAUUUAGAAAAACUUAAGUAAUGUAUGCAAACCUUUUUAAAUGAUAUGCAAAAAAUGAUUGCUGGCUUUACAAAUCCUGUGCAUCCCCAGCUUAGUGGGAAAAUCGAUUAAGACUCGAAGACUUGCUGUUAUGAUUAUAAAUCUUGGAUAUUAUAUUUUAAAAUUGAAAUGAUCAUCUCUCAUUUCUUGUGCAGUGUCCUUGUUCAGCACAUGUGAUGGUUCUGUGGAUGUGGAUGCUUCAGCAGUGUAUGGCGGGGAGGUAUCUAAUGAAUCGCAUCUGGAUGAUGAAACUGAAGAGAUGGUCACGCACCUUCAGGUAAAAUUCUUUUGCUACUAUAUAUGUAUUUUUAAAAAAAUAGAGUUGUUAACCAUAAAAUAUAUAGCAACAAAUAAAUUUGUUGUGAUAUUUGCUUUGCAGGACGAUGCAGGUGGAGUCCAAAUUCAACUUCAUGACUCUGCAGAUGUUGGGUUGCCAUUGAAGAAAGAAAUGAUGGAUCAACACCUGCCUUUGUCAGAAGAAUCAGCAGAAAUCUGCAUCACAACAGUAAGUAGAUAAAAUCUUUUAUGCUGUUUGGAAUGAAGCAUCUUCAUUAAAAAAUCAUUGACAUACAUGUUUUUUAUAUAAUCUAUAUGAAAAUUUAGUGAAUAUUAUCUUCCAUAUGAACUCAUCUUUUUAUAUUCAACUUUCAGAAGAGAAAGGGUGGAUGGCCAAAAGGCAAAAAAAGAAAAGUCAAACCAGCAGUUACAGGACCAAGAGCACCAGUGACGGGGUAGGUUAAAAAAUAAAAGCACAAAUUACAUGGUGUUUAUAUUUUUUAAUUCCAUCCUGUUAAAAAAAAUGAAAAGGUUCGGAUAUCAAUUUUUGAGUGUUUGGGUGAUAAUUUUUUAUAGUUAUUACUUAUCGAAUACUGACGAAUAUUAAUGGGGACUGCAAUACAUAAAUUAUUGACAUUUUAUUGAUGUCCUGUGGGCCAAAAAAAAAGUAGUUCCUUAGCUGAGCUUGACAAGUGAUCAAUGUUAAACAUGAUUUGUUUGUCUGCAGUUAUGUUCUGUAUGCCAUGGACAGAAGAAAGGAGAUAAAGCAGAGUCAUCCAGACAUAAACUUUCCAGAAGUUACUAAAAUUCUAGGACAAGAAUGGAGUACCAUGGCACCAGAAGUUAAAGAUGUUGGUUCUGUUUGUGCAACUCAUUUAGUCAUAGUGCUUUAUAUUCCACUGCAAUCUUGUUAAAAUAUUGUAUAUAAUGUUUCAGUAAUUUAGUGAGUAAUGUAUAAACUAAUAUACUAUUAUAGCAUAUAAUGAUGGUUUAAGUUAAAAAAAAUCCUUAAUUAGAUGGUAUCUUGUUUAUGCAAUAAAGAGAAUUACUGAAAUAUUUGAAUUAAUCUAUUUGCAAAUUAAUUAUUUUGAAAACAGAAAUACUUAGCAGCAGCAGAUGAAGAUAAAAAGCGCUACAGAGAGGAGUUAAAGGCAUUCCGAUCUUCAGAUACAUAUCAAGAAACUGUGAGGAAAAAAAUGAUGCUAGGAAGCGAUGGUAGGAAAAUUGAGCAAUUAUUUAAUGAGUUAUGAAAAUUAAACAGCUACUGAAAUUUAAAGGAUAAAACAUCUUUAAUUCUACCAUUUACAUCAGUAAUGAAACAAUAAGUAUUCAACUUUACAAGAUUAUACAUUAUAUAUUUUUUUAAUGCUGGGAACAUUUGUCUUUUUAUAGGUGAUACAACUACAAUUCAAGAAACUUCAGACAUCUUAAAUUGUGAUGAGGUAAAGGAUAUUUGGUUUUUUUUACUUAUAAAUCACAAAAACUACCUGCCUAGAGGAAUAUAAGUACAAAAUACAUUUUAACAUUUGACAAAGUGUGCUGUCUCACAAUUUUUAAAUAGAAUAAUGUAAGAAUAGUUUUACAGUAUCAUCAACCCAUUUUUUAUAUUUUACAUAUAAUUAUUAAGUUUCUUUCACCCCAGUUAUGUUAAAAAUGCAUUUUUCAUCUAACAUUGCUUCUUGUUAAAUAAAUAUUAAUUUGCGUUUAAUGGAGUUUUUCUUACAUAAAGAAAUUAGAAGGAAAAAGUUAUAAUAGGUACUUAAUAAUAAAAUCAUCCAUACUUCUGUACCAAUCUUAGAAGAUAAGGAUAUAUAAAAUACUUUCUAUUAAUUUAGUCCUAAAUUCUAAGCAGAAAGUGAAAGACAAUAAUCUUAAUUUCAAGGGUGGAUAUUCUAGAUAAGGGAAUAUUAAAAGUGAGUUUGUGGACUUAAACUUUUUCUCUGCCAGGACACUGCAAGUGAGCUUUACUGCAAAGUGUGUCAAGUUUACUUCAGCAAUCUUCAUAACAAGCGAGAACAUAUGUAUGGAAAAGCACACAUUCAAAAUAUUACAGGUAGAAGCUACUAAGUGUUGUUUACUAAGAUUUGAUACGUUGAUAGUUGACAUCUCAUAAGUGAAAAAUCAGAUUUCAGAUGAGGAAAAUAUUGCAGUAAAACCUGUAAAUAGGAAACCUAGAAAUAGCGCUGUCAAAUAAGCUUACUCAGUUCUGCAUGAAUAGAGUUCUCAAUAAAUAACCCAUGAAAUAGUGCAAAUCCAGUCAAAUGUGAAAUGUGCAGGGGUUUCUGUGGGACAAAAUGAUGGUUUUUCCCUGCGAAUAUCACAUACCAUGCUGUGCACCAACAAAUUACAUCAUGAACGAGGAGUGGCACAAACCUUUUGAUACCACGCUGUGUUCUGAAAAAUCAUUACGCAACAAUUGUGUUGCGAAAAAGAUUCCCUAUGAGACUGAGAGUUGUGAAUGAUCAGUGGGUAUAGCUAUGUACAUUUAGCCAAGGCAUAGAGAAAGCAAGACAAUCAAAAUUGUGAUAUGUUGAUGUAGAUGAACUACAUAAAGAAUGUUUAAGCACAAUAAAAUCUCACCGAGUUUCAUAAUUGUUCUGUGUAUGCACUUUCUGAUAGAUUAAUUAGAAGCAAAGAGUUUGUGUAAAUAAAACAAUAUAAGUUCAGCUUUAAUAAUGAUCAUUCAGAAUACAAAUGUAAAUAUUUGGGCAAAUUCCCUCCUCAGUACAACAAAUAAAAAUUCCUACAAGUAUAAAUUAAAUUUACAUAAUAUAUGUAUGUAUCCUAACUAAAAAUAAAGAAUAAGAGUGGGUGCAAGUCCCUGACAAAAAUUAAGUUCAGAAGAACAGAAAGCAAGUGGGUGGAAGUAAAAUUUUUAAAUCAAACAAGAAAAUACAUUGGAGCUAUGUGAAUUUGUUUUACACUGUAUGGAGCCAACGUACCAAAUCUUAUUAAUUUAUUUUCCAUAUAAAUUCUAUCCAGGGUAUUACUUGCAUACAAUAUACCAGUAACUGAAAUGUCUAAAAUUCCAUCCUGGUUAGCACUAUUGAAAUGUUUUGAAACUGGACAAAGGGCUUGUUUAUUUAUGUUGUACAGGUGUUCUCUAAAACUUUCUGUUUUGUUUUACUCAUUUAUUCUCAUUUUCAAUGUGCAUAUGUCUUCUUCUUUCAAAUUAUUGUGUGUGAUCAUCAUUCUGGCUUAACCUGCAACUAUCACCAUCCCUGCAAAUAGCACCACUUUUGAUUCAGUCCAAAUGGUUUUAGCUAAUUCAUAUUUCAAAUUCAUCUUUUCCAGGAGAAGUAGAAAAGGAACUUUUAAGGCAGCAAAGAGAAGAGCAGGCUUUUAUGGACAGUGCAUUAGUUGUAUCUGAGGACAUGUCACAAGAUGGUUUUUCAUCCACCAUGCAAGGCACGGGAAAUAGUAGUAGUAGUUCAUGUAGUAGCAGUAGUGGCCUUGGAGCAGCACCCUCAGGUCCAGUGGAUAUUCAUGGUUUUAUGAUGGAAUUCAUUCACAAAAAUUAUGGUAGGUGCAUGCUGAAUUCAUUUUUUAUAACAGAUGCUACUUAUUUCUUGUAUUUGUAUGUUGCUGUAUUUGUAUGUUGCUUUUUACAUAUCACAUUAGCCUAAACAAACCAGACAAGGCAUUUUUUACAAAUGAUCUUCUUGGAAGCAGAGCUAUUGCACACCAUCAGAACUAGAUUUUCAUGUUUUAUUUUAAAAUGUUUACUUUUCUGCUGUAUUUCUGUGAUUAGUUGACAGAUCAUGAAUAAUAAUAACAAUAUCAGUGUGUAUAACAAGUUGAGUGUUUGUUCCCUGGGGUAGAUUAUUUUUCCUAUUAGAUGUCAUAAAAAUAAACAGUAUUUGUGGAACAGGAUAUUAAAAUCAUUUUUUGGCACUGCUCUACAGGAGCAGUGGACUUUUUUGGAUCUGUAGAAUUUUCACCAGGAAAAUAAUUAGAAUCUAAAUCUGUUAAAGUAGACUAUAAUAAGUGAAUCUAAUUUUAUCCAAACUGGCUGAAGUAAAAAUUUAAUUCUCAACAUCCUCUCUAAAAUAAUUGUUUUGAAAUGUUUUGACUAAUAGGAACUGAAAAGUUUAAAGUUCUAUUAAAGUAUAUAUGAUAAAGUAAACAUCUAUUUUUUCUAGAGCGUGAGCAAGAAAUAUCUGUCCUGAAAAAAUGUCUGAAUAAAGCACUUCAAGAUAAUGUGGCAAUGUGUAAAGAAAUUCAAGCCCUUCAGGACUACCAAAACAAGUUAGAAGAAGAGAUGAAGACACUGACCUCAACCACUUCAGCGCUCAUAGUUCAGAGUGAUGCACUGAAAAUGGUACCUACUUUGUUUGGCAUUAUUAAUUUGUGACCCUUGUUUUAAUCUCUUCCUUAAAAAAAAUUAAAACCAUGUUUAUAAAUGACAUGUCAGAUCAGAAUUUUAUUUCCAUAAUUGUAAAUAAUAUAAAUGUGUAAAUAAUUUCAUUUAGAAAAUGUGAAUGCAAAAAUAAAAUGUUACUUAUUUUUUCAUUAAAGUAAUUGUAAUUUGGUUGUUCACAUUUUAAGAAUGUAGUUAUCAAUUAAUUUAUAUUAUCUGUUAGAGUAUUAUAAAAAAAAACUGCCAUUUGAACACAAGAUAACUGAAUGAGAUGAAUUUGUUCUUGGGAAUAAAAAUUGAGUCCAAGCAUUCAUCUUUUUUAAGUCUUUAAAGUCUGAUUUGUCAUUAACGUUUUUUAUUUUGCUAAUGUCCACACACCUGAAAGUAAAAAAUUGCUUUACCAGGUUGCAGAACUUAUGCACACAAUGAAAUGUGUUAAUCUUUGCGUAUUUCAAUUUGGAAGUAUCUGUUUAUUCCAUUAAUGCCUUUAUUGGUCAUUUGAAUUUAUUUAUAUGUAUAAAUGUCUAUCUUUGUGUGCUUGUCAGUAUUAUGGAAAUACUUUGUAGACCACUGGCCAUCAGGAAGUCCAUGUCAUUAUAGUUCAUUGUCAGUCUUAGCACAUUCACCUAAUCUGCCAAUGUAUUCCAGCCUAAAUUAAUUGUAAGAUUUGAUCUAUAAUAAUAUAAAUAUUUGCUGUUACUGUUAAAGUUAUAUUAUGGUGCAAAAAUGUUUACUGUAUUUUUUAUGAUGGUUAGAUUAUUUAAAAAAUGCCCUUUCAUUUUCAUUGUUCAAAAUCAACACACUUUUACAACUGUGCAGAAUAUUUUUUUAAAAUGACAACUCACUUUAUUUCUGGAUUUGCCAGUCAAUUAUGCAUUAGAGUCUAUGCAUUUAUGCCAUAGACACAUAAAUCAGUGGAACUUGGAAUUCUACUUCCUUUACUAACACAGGCCUAAAAGGAUGAUUGGUUGAUGAUAAGUAUGAUCUAUCUGGGCUGUAAAUGGUUAAAUUAAUUUUAAACAUUUAUUUUAUACUUUUUGUUUGCUGUAAGUCAGACAUAAAAAUGUAGAUCUAAGUGAUUUUUAAGUAAAGCAGAACUGCCUAUCCAAUCAAAUUAUUUUGUGUCUUUAACUAACCCCUCUCAAAAUUGGAUUACAAGUAGCAAAAUCAUCUACUUUAUCAAACUGUAACACUGCAUUAUGUAGACCUUUCACUGUAAUGACUAAAUCACAAAAUUAAACAGUUUUAUUGCUAACUUUGCUAGCCACUGCGACCAUGGUGAUACCCAGUGAACUUGUUGAAACGUUCUGACAUUCAAAUGGAGAUUUUUUUUUCUUCAUAUAUAUCAUUUACAAAGUACCGGUACUUGAAAAGUUUCCCAAAGAGCUAGGCGUAGUUUGAAAGACAGAAUUAGAGAUAAGCUAUACGAAAGGUAAAAUUGAGGUGACAUAAUUUUCUAGAAAUGAACCAAAAACUCACUAUUCACACUUGACAAUUUUAAUUUUUUUACAUAUUUUUAGUUGUGAACAUAAUAUUUUUUGGUUUAAAACUGUAUUUACAAAUUGAGGGUGCAAAAAGCAUACAAAUUCAAAACAUUAUUACUGGUAGACAGGUCUGAUAAAACAUUGUGAGAAUGACACUAGAAUGUAAAUGUUAAUUGUGUACCGGUACAUUUAAUUCAGUGCAAUAUAAUUUAUUAUAUUGUAUGUAAUAUAUUUUUCUUGAGGAUAGUCUACUACAGCGGUUCUCAACCUGUGGGUCUUGACCCCUUAGGGGCUCGAACGACCCUUACACAGGGGUUGUCUAAGACCAUCUGGAAACAAAUUUAUGAAGUAACUACGAUAUUAAUUUUAUGUUUUGGAGUCACCACAACAUGAGGAACUGUUUUAAGGGUCACUGCAUAAGGAAGGUUGAGAACCACUGGUCUAAUAAAAUUCCUAUUAUUGGCAUGAACUGUUAAGAAUUUUUUAUAUGAUGCAACAUGUUUAAUAAAAUAAAUCAAUAGAAAAAAAUUAAUUUUCAAAAUCUUUUCAUUAAAUUUAUAAAUUUUCCUUGGAAAGUGGUUUUGAAUGCCUUAGAUUUUAUUGGCGGAAACUUAUGUAUAUAUAAGGGUAUUUCAUUAUGGUACGGUUCAUAUUUAAGUUUAAUUAAUUUAUUAUGUUAACCUAAUUGAG
Molecule: messenger RNA, 11531 nt
Organism: Lymnaea stagnalis (great pond snail)
Lineage: Eukaryota; Metazoa; Mollusca; Gastropoda; Lymnaeidae
Source: the annotation of a GenBank genome assembly